AAGGAGGGGUGGGAACCCAGAGAGACAAAAGAUUCCCACCUUUAUGCCAAAGCUAUAAAAGGGGGUGGAACAGAACAAAGGAGGCUGCAGUCAUGAGAAAUCCCCUAGUUACCACCUGAGCUGGAACAAGGACUGUACCAGGGGAAAGGAUUGGGCCCAGACGAGGAAGGACUCCAGUCUGUGAAAGAAGCUUAUUGGAACAUCUCUGAGGAUUCCAAGCAUGUGUCUAUUUUGCAUCUGUCUUUCAAUCUAUCUCAUGUGGCAUCCAUUACUUGGCUUCCGUAUUCAUGGCUGUUACUCCUAAAUUUUUAUGCAGUGUCCCUGGAAAUGUGACUAGUAUACUGUUGAACAAUUCCUCUAGUUCAAGAAUAGAGGAUAUUUGGACACUGUGGACAUCAACAAAAAAUUACAUUGUGGUCCAGCUGGAAAAUGGAGAAAUUUGGGAACUUGAUCAGUGCAGCAGGUCCAAGCGGGAGGACAGUUUGUAUCUUGCAUAUGAAUAUAGUGGCAACAAGUCUGUUUCUUCUUGUUCUGAUGGCUAUAUCUAUGAUCACACAAAAUGGAAGAGCACCAUUGUUACAGAAUGGGAUUUGGUCUGUCACCGGGAAUGGCUUGCAAAAUUAACUCAGCCCACAUUCAUGUUUGGAGUCCUGUUUGGAGCAGUGAUUUUUGGUGGUAUGGCUGACAGAGUGGGAAGACGGUAUAUAAUGUGGUUCACAAGCACUGGUCAGUUUUUAUUUGGUGUGGCAGUGGCAUUCACAUUUGACUACUACAGCUUCGUGAUCAUACGUUUUCUCCUUGCUAUGGUUUCAAGUGGCUAUCUGGUUGUGGUUUUUGUUUAUGUAACAGAAUAUGUUGGCAUUAAAGCUCGAACAUGGGCAUCCAUGCAUGUCCAUGCUUUUUUUGCUGUGGGAGUCAUGGCUGUGGCACUGGUAGGAUUUUUGGUGAGGACCUGGUGGAUCUAUCAGAUAUUUCUUUCCAUAACAACUCUCCCCUUUGUCUUGUGCUGCUGGAUGCUCCCAGAGACACCUUUCUGGCUACUGUCAGAGGGAAGAUACGAAGAAGCACAAAAAGUAGUGGAUGUAAUGGUGAGAUGGAAUAAAGUAAGCACUCCUUGUAAAAUUUCUGAACUGUGUUCAGUCCAACAAGAUGAUCUAGUCAGUUGCAGAACGGGUGAUGAUGACAUUUCUACAGUGAAGAAGCACAACAUCUUAGAUCUGUUUUAUAAUUGGCACAUUGCAAGAAGGACCAUUACAGUCUGGAUGAUUUGGUUCACUGGGAGUUUAGGAUACUACGUAUUCUCCCUGAGUUCCGUCAAUCUAGGAGGCAAUGAAUAUUUAAAUCUAUUUCUCAUAGGUGCCGUGGAGCUUCCUGCGUAUGUCGUUGCUUGCAUUGGGAUGGACAAACUAGGAAGGAGAAACACAUUGACUCCAUUUCUUAUAUCAAGUGCAGUGAUCUGUGUUUUGAUUAUGCUGAUCCCUCAGGAUUUCAGCAUAUUAUCUGUCUUAGCAAAUAUGGCUGGAAAGUUUACAAUUGGUGUUGCAUUUGGCCUCAUUUACCUUUACACAGCAGAACUGUAUCCAACAGUUGUACGGUCACUUGCUGUAGGAAGUGGGAGCAUGAUGUGUCGUGUUGGGAGCAUAGUUGCUCCUUUUUGUGUUUACCUGACGAGUGUUUGGAUCUUCAUGCCACAGUUGCUUGUUGGAAUCAUGGCCUUUCUGAGUGGAAUGCUAACAUUAAUGCUCCCAGAAACUCUUGGAAAACCAUUGACUAAUACUUUGGCAGAAGCUGCAGAACUGGGAACAAACAAGAACAGCUGUUUGGGAAAAUCACCCCCCGCCCAGAGUGGUGUAGUGUUAGAAAAGAUAGAUGCUUAGCCAAAAGUCACACAGCACUGAAGAAUAAAGCAACAUCAAGAUUGCUGUCACCAGUUUUAAUCCUCAUUAAUUCUAUAAGACUAUUUUAUUAGAGCAACCUGAUCAUGGUUUUAAUGCACGCAUCUUUUAAUUUGUAUGCAAUCUUGCCUUUUCUAGAGGGAAAAUAUAAAAAUGUCUGGUAGAAAAUUUAAAAGGAUUUUAGAGCCACUCACAAACUUAAUCAUACUUUUAAAAAUCUGUUUCAUUUGCUUUGACUAGUUAGAGUGAUUAUUGUUCAUUUGGAAAAUACCAGGUUUUCCCAGAUUCACAUAUUUCCUUUCACUGCUGUAGAUUUUCUGCAGCUCUGCUUGUAAUCUCAUCAUGAAAUCCCCUGUCAAUAACUGCCAUAUUACAACUGACAGACACAGACUUUUGACUUAUUAACAUGGUAAGCUCAAGCACACAGUACUAAUUCAACAGAAAAGGUUCUUAAUUACUGUGAAAGGUUAAACAGAAAUAAAGAUUUCUGUUUUUCAAAUUUUCUUCUGGAGAGACUGCCAUUGCUAAAAAAUGAAAAUAUUCUAUGCAACAGCUUCUGACAAAAAAAAGCAUUCUCAAUUUGCAGAAUGUUCAAAUAGUAUGAAUACUAUUCAUUUUGUUUAAUGUCAAAUGUAUUUUUUGUUAUUGAUUUAGAGAAAAAACUGCUUUGGGACUCUGUUGAAGUAUCAGUAAAGUCUAUGUAUACAGAUAAAAUCUGGUAUUUUUGAAAACCUUAUUCAUUCCAGACUGUUACGUUAAAUGACCCUUUCCCAUUAGUUUCCGUUCAGACCUAUCAUCAGUUUCUUUAUAUCAUCCUAGGGUAAAACCAACCCCUGUGCAAAGCAACCACACAAGGCUUAUGUAUCUUUUUAGUGCUCAAAAUAGGAUUUAAGUAGAGCUUAAGUAGUGCAUAGGCCUGUGCAGUGCUGGGCGCUUAGGCUCAGAUCCUCAAAAGUAUUUAGGUGCCUGAUUCCAAUAGGAGUUAGGUGUCUAAAUACAUUUGAGGAGUUGGGCCUUAGUAAAUAAGUGAUGUAUAACUGCUAGCAUCAAAAUGUUAUUUUUUUUAUGGACCAUCCAUUUGUAGCUCCAUUUAUUCAACACUGUACAGAACCAAAUACUAAAAAAAAAUAUUUUUGAUGGAAGAAACUUAUCAACCGUUAGAAAUGGAUGCAACAGUCACUGAUUCCUGCAGAUGCCUGUGAAACAUCCAGAGCUGGUGCUAGCCCUAAGCAGAAAUAUUUUUGUUCCCACCCCCCCCCCCCCAAACACUAAAACAGGCAAGUUCUUAUGAUAAAAAGUGAAUGAGAGCCCCCCUUGAGCUGCUUGGGACCCUACGCAAUUGCUUAGUCUGCUUAUGCCUAGUGCCGGCUCUGAAAACAUCCCCCUGUUAUAUCACUCGUGCUGAUACACAUGAGUGAUGGAGACUGUAGAAAACACUAACAGGGAUAGAUUGAGGACAUCAUUUCACUCUAGCUGCUAUUUUUUAUAAUUUUCUAUCCCAGCCCUCCCUUUUUAGUCUACUGUAGAGCUAGCCAUUUCUUCCAUACCUGUGCAGCCUUCCGUAUUGUGCAUAAAGAUUCUACAUUCUAUGCAAGUAAUGGUUUGGACUCUGCUCUCAGUUACAUCUGUACAGCUCCUCUGACUUCAGUGAGUUCUGAAAGAAGAAUAUGAUUCAAUAUCUCUAUGCCUCUCUAACAGGAAACAAAGCAUCUCUCUUCAGUUACAGCACUGUCCUGGAGUUCAAAGUAUAGAAUCAUAGAAUAUCAGGGUUGGAAGAGACCUCAGGAGAUAUCUAGUCCAACCCCCUGCUCAAAGCAAGACCAACUCCAACUAAAUCAUCCCAGCCAGGGCUUUGUCAAGCUGGGCCUUAAAAACCUCUAAGGAUGGAGAUUCCACCACCUCCCUAGAUAACCCAUUCCAGUGCUUCACCACCCUCCUAGUGAAAUAGUGUUUCCUAGUAUCCAACAUAGACCUCCACCACUGCAAUUUCUGACCAUUGCUGCUUGUUCUGUCAUCUAUCACCACUAAGAACAGCUGAGCUCCAUCCUCUUUGGAACCCCCCUUGAGGUAGUUGAAGGCUGAUAUCAAACCCCCCUCCACUCUUCUGCAGGCUAAACAAGCCCAGUUCCCUCAGCCUCUCCUUGUAAGUCAUGUGCCCCAGCCCCCUGAUCAUUUCUGUUGCCCUCCUCUGGACUCUCUCCAAUUUGUCCACAUCCUUUCUGUAGUGUGGGGCCCAAACUUGGACGGAGUACUCCAGAUGUGGCCUCACCAGUGCUGAAUAGAGGGGAAUCAUCACUUCCCUCGAUCUGUUGGCAAUACUCCUACUAAUGCAGCCCAGUAUGCUAUUAGCCUUCCUGGCAAUGAGGGCACUCUGCUGACUCAUAUCCAGCUCCUCGUCCACUGUAACCCCUAGGUCCUUUUCUUCAGAACUGCUGCUUAGCCAGUCGGUCCCCAGCCUGUAGUGGUGCAUGGGAUUCUUCCAUCCUAAGUGCAGGACUCUGCACUUGUCUUUGUUGAACCUCAUCAGAUUUCUUUUGGCCCAAUCUGUCUAGGUCACACUGGACCCUAUUUCUACCCUCCAGCAUAUGUACCUCUCCCCCCAGCUUAGUGUCAUCUGUGAACUUGCUGAGGGUUCAAUCCAUCCCAUCAUCCAGAUCAUUAAUGAAGAUGUUGAACAAAACCAGCCCCAGGACUGACCCCUGGGGCACUCCGCUUCAUACUGGCUGCCAACUAGACACUAAGCUGUUGAUCACUACCCAUUGAGCCCAACAAUCUAGUCAGCUUUGUAUCCACCUUAUAGUCAAUUCAUCCAAUCCAUACUUUUUUAACUUGCUGGCAAGAAUACUGUGGGAGACCGUAUCAAAAGCUUUGCUAAACUCAAGAUAUAUCAUGUCCACUGCUUUCCCCAUAUCCACAGAGUCAGUUAUCUCAUCAUAGAAGGCAAUCAGGUUGGUCAAGCAUGACUUGUCCUUAAUGAAUCCAUAUUGACUGUUCCUGGUCACCUUCCUCUCCUCCAGUUCCUUCAAAAUGGUUUCCUUGAGGACCUGCUCCAUGAUUUUUCGAGGGACUGAGGUGAGGCUGACUGAACUGUAGUUCCCUGGGUUCUCCUUCUUCCCUUUUUUAAAGAUAGGCACUAUAUUUGACUUUUUCCAAUCAUAGAAUCAUAGAAUAUCAGGGUUGGAAGGGACCUCAGGAGGUCAUCUAGUCCAACCCCCUGCUCAAAGCAGGACCAAUCCCCAAUUAAAUCAUCCCAGCUAGGGUUUUGUCAAGCCUGACCUUAAAAACUUCUAAGGAAGGAGAUUCCACCGCCUCCCUAGGUAACAAUUUCCAGUGUUUCACCACCCUCCUAGUGAAAAAGUUUUUCCUAAUAUCCAACCUAAAUCUCCCCCACUGCAACUUGAGACCAUUACUCCUUGUUCUGUCAUCUGCUACCACUGACAACAGUCUAGAGCCAUCCUCUUUGGAACCCCCUUUCAGGUAGUUGAAAGCAGCUAUCAAAUCCCCCCUCAUUCUUCUCUUCCGUAGACUAAACAAUCCCAGUUUCCUCAUUCUCUCCUCAUAAGUCAUGAGUUCCAGUCCCCUAAUCAUUUUUGUUGCCCUCUGCUGGACGCUUUCCAAUUUUUCCACAUCCUUCUUGUAGUGUGGGGCCCAAAACUGGACACACUACUCCAGAUGAGGCCUCACCAGUGUCGAAUAGAGGGGAACGAUCACGUCCCUCAGUCUGCUGGCAAUGCCCCUACUUAUGCAUCCCGAAAUGCCAUUGGCCUUCUUGGCAACAAGGGCACACUGUUGACUCAUAUCCAGCUUCUCAUCCACUGUAACCCCUAGGUCCUUUUCUUCAGAACUGCUGCUGAGCCAUUCGGUCCCUAGUCUGUAGCGGUACAUUGGAUUCUUCCGUCCUAAGUGCAGGACUCUGCACUUGUCCUUGUUGAACCUCAUCAGAUUUCUUUUGGCCCAAUCCUCCAAUUUGUCUAGGUCCCUGUGUAUCCUAUCCCUACCCUUCAGUGUAUCUACCUCUCCUCUCAGUUUAGUGUUAUCUGCAAACUUGCUGAGGGUGCAAUCCACACCAUCCUCCAGAUCAUUUAUGAAGAUAUUGAACAAAACCGGCCCCAGGACCGACCCUUGGGGCACUCCACUUGAUACCGGCUGCCAACUAGACAUGGAGCCAUUGAUCACUACCCGUUGAGCCCGACAAUCUAGCCAGCUUUCUAUCCACCUUAUAGUCCAUUCAUCCAGCCCAUACUUCUUUAACUUGCUGGCAAGAAUACUGUGGGAGACGGUGUAAAAAGCUUUGCUAAAGUCAAGGAACAACACGUCCACUGCUUUCCCUUCAUCCACAGAACCAGUUAUCUCCUCAUAGAAAGCAAUUAGAUUAGUCAGGCAUGACUUGCCCUUGGUGAAUCCAUGCUGACUGUUCCUGAUCACUUUCCUCUCCUCUAAGUGCUUCAGAAUUGAUUCCUUGAGGACUUGUUCCAUGAUUUUUCCAGGGACUGAGGUGAGGCUGACUGCCUGUAGUUCCCAGGAUCCUCCUUCUUCCCUUUUUUAAAGAUGGGCACUACUUUAGCCUUUUUCCAGUCGUCCGGGACUUCCCCCGAUCGCCAUGAGUUUUCAAAGAUAAUGGCCAAUGGCUCUGCAAUCACAUCCACCAACUUCUUUAGCACUCUCGGAUGCAACGCAUCCGGCCCCAUGGACUUGUGCAUGUCCAGCUUUUCUAAAUAGUCCCGAACCACUUCUUUCUCCACAGAGGGCUGGUCACCUCCUCCCCAUGCUGUGCUGCCCAGUGCAGUAGUCUGGGAGAUGACCUUGUUCGUGAAGACAGAGGCAAAAAAAGCAUUGAGUACAUUAGCUUUUUCCACAUCCUCUGUCACUAGGUUGCCUCCCUCAUUCAGUAAGGGGCCCACACUUUCCUUGACUUUCUUCUUGUUACUAACAUACCUGAAGAAACCCUUCUUGUUACUCUUAACAUCUCUUGCUAGCUGCAACUCCAAGUGUGAUUUGGCCUUCCUGAUUUCACUCCUGCAUGCCCGAGCAAUAUUCUUAUACUCAUCCCUAGUCAUUUGUCCAAUCUUCCACUUCUUGUAAGCGUCUUUUUUGUUUUUAAGAUCAGCAAGGAUUUCACUGUUCAGCCAAGCUGGUCGCCUGCCAUAUUUACUAUUCUUUCUACACAUCGGGAUGGUUUGUCCCUGUAACCUCAAUAAGGCUUCUUUAAAAUACAGCCAGCUCUCCUGGACUCCUUUCCCCCUCAUGUUAUUCUCCCAGGGGAUCUUGCCCAUCUGUUCCCUGAGGGAGUCAAAGUCUGCUUUUUCUGAAGUCCAGGGUCCGUAUUCUGCUGCUUUCCUUUCUUCCUUGUGUCAGGAUCCUGAACUCGACCAUCUCAUGGUCACUGCCUCCCAGGUUCCCAUCCACUUUUGCUCCCCUACUAAUUCUUCCCGGUUUGUGAGCAGCAGGUCAAGAAGAGCUCUGCCCCUAAUUGGUUCCUCCAGCACUUGCACCAGGAAAUGGUCCUCUACAUUUUCCAAAAACUUCCUGGAUUGUCUGUGCACCGCUGUAUUGCUCUCCUAGCAGAUAUCAGGGUGAUUGAAGUCUCCCAUUAUCAUCUGGGACCUCCCCCAAUCGCCACGAGUUUUCAAAGAUGGUGGCCAAUGGCUCUGUAAUUACAUCAGCCAAUUCCCUCAGCACCCUCAGAUGCAUGUGUGACAGGUUCGGUCACAGAGACCACCUUGGGACUGUCACCUAACGUGCUGAAGUUAACUCUGAGCCUAGUUAACUCUGCCAGCUUGAGAUUCUAGAACCCUGCCUUGUUGAGCCAGACACGCUAGUCUGCUGCAGCACAGACCCAGGUCUGGUCCACACCCUUAAAGCUGCAGACUUUAACCAAAAACUGCUCAGCGGGUCACCUAUCUCCAGCACCCAGACACCCAGCUCCCAAUGGGAUCCAAACCCCCAAUAAAUCCGUUCUACUCUGUAUAAAGCUUAUACAGGGUAAACUCUCUAUAACACUGAUAGAGAGAUAUGCACAUCUGUUUGCUCCCCCAGGUAUUAAUCACUUACUCUGGGUUUGUCAAUAAACAAAAGUGAUUUUAUUAAGUAUAAAAAGUAGGAUUUAAGUGGUUCCAAGUAAUAACAGUCAGAACAAAGUAAGUUACCAAGCAAAAUAAAACAAAACACGCAAGUCUAAGCCUAAUACAUUAAGAAACUGAUUACAAGUAAAAAUCUCACCCUCAGAGAUGUUUCAGUAAGCUUCUUUCACAGAAUAGACUCCUUUCUAGUCUGGGCCCAAUCCUCUCCACUUGUUAGUUCCAGCAGGCAUCUUAGGUGAAAAGCAGGGGGUUUCUCAUGACUUGGACCCCCCCUUAUUCUGCUCCACAUCUUUUAUAGCUUUGCCACAAGGUGGGAAUCCUUUCUCUCCCUGAGUCCCCACCUCUCCUUCUAAAUAGAAAAGUACCAGAUUUAGGAUGGAUUCCGGUAUCAUGUGACAUGGUCACAUGUCCUGAGAGACCCCCAGCCUCCAUUCUUCCUGGGCUGGCCUACACAUACACAGGAAGGUUUGCAAGUAAACAGAGCCAUUUACAGCUGAUUGUCCUAGUCAAUGGGAACUAUCAAGAUUCUAAAGCAUUAAUGGCCCACACUUCGCAUAAUUACAAUAGGACCAGUGGUGAGCUGGAGCCGGUUUGAACUGGUUCGCUGGAACCAGUUGUUAAAUUUAGAAGCACUUUUAGAAUCGGUUGUCCCAUGAGGGACAACCUGUUCUAAAAGGGCUUCUAAAUUUAACAACCGGCCAAAAGUGGCGCCUUAGGCGCCGACUCCAUGGGCGCUCCGGAGCUGGAGCACCCAGGGGAAAAUUUGGUGGGUGCAGAGCACCCACUGGCAGCUCCUCUCCCCUCCCCAGCCCCAGCUCACCUCCGCUCCACCUCCACCCCUGGUUACACUCCGCCCCGCUCUGCUUCUCUGCCCCGCCCCAGCUUCCCGUGAAUCAGCUGUUUGCACGGGAAGCCUGGGCGGGCUGAAAAGCAAGCAGCGUCUUCAUGCUCAGGCCCAAGGAGGCGGAGCGGAGGUGAGCUGGGGCGGGGGAGCAUGAGGAGGGCCUCCCACGCCGCAGCAGGUAACCCGGGGCGGGGGGCAGGGGAACCACUCCCCGCCCCAGCUCACCUCUGCCUCCCUGGGCCUGAGCAUGAAGCCACCGCCUGCUUCUUAGCCCUCCCAGGCUUCCCGCGCAAACAGCUGAUCCACUGGAAGCCGGCCGGGGGGGGGGGGCGGGGCGGUGAAGAAACAGAGCGGGACGGCGCAUUCAGGGGAGGCAACAGAGGCAAGUUGGGGCCGGGCUUGGGGCGGGGCACCCACCAAAUUUUCCCUGUGGGUGCUCCAGCCCCGGAGCACCCACGGAGUCGGCGCCUAAGGCGCCACUUUUGAUGUGAUCAGUGGGGGGAGCAGGCGCUCCCCCUCAGCUAUGCUACCCUGCCCUUAGUAGCCAGAGGGACAUGCUGGAUGCUUCCCUGGAGCCACCCCAGGUAAGCACCGCCGGGACUCUCCACCUCGCCCCCGGCAGGUCCCUCUGGCUCUUAGGGGCGGGGCGGGGUGGACACCCACUACAGUGGCUCACAAGACCCUCCUGCCCGGUUCUAGGGGCAGUCAGGGGAGUGGGGUGGAUGGGGCAGGGAUCCGGGGGGGCAGGGGCGUCAAAGAACACGGGGUUUGGAUGGGGCAGGAGUCCCGGGGAGCGGGGGUGGGCCACGACCCCCUCGUGUGGUGAGGAGGGAACAGGUUGUUAAGAUUUUGGCAGCUCAUCACUGAAUAGGACCUCAGAAUUAUACUUCAUAAUCCUAGUUUCAGAUACAAGAAUGAUACAUUCAGUAGAUUAUAAGAUUUGUAAUUAUACCUUACAAGAGACCUUUUGCAUAAAGCAUAUUUCAGUUACAUCAUAUUCACACUCAUAAGCAUAUUUCCAUAAAACAUUAUGGAGUGCAAUGUCACACCAUGGACUUGUGCAUGUCCAGCUUUUCUAAAUGGUUCUUAACCUAUUCUUUCACCACUGAGGGCUGCUCACCUCCUCCCUAUACUGUGUUGCCCAGGACAGCAGUGUGGAACCUGACCUUGUCUGCGAAGACCAAGGCAAAAAAAGCAUUGAGUACUUUAGCUUUUUCCACAUCAUCUGUCACUAGGUUUCAGAGUAACAGCCGUGUUAGUCUGUAUUCGCAAAAAGAAAAGGAGUACUUGUGGCACCUUAGAGACUAACCAAUUUAUUUGAGCAUAAGCUUUCGUGAGCUACAGCUCAGCUCACGAAAGCUUAUGCUCAAAUAAAUUGGUUAGUCUCUAAGGUGCCACAAGUACUCCUUUUCUUCUUGUCACUAGGUUGCCUCCCCCAUUCAUUAAGGGUCCCACAGUUUCCCUGAACUUUUUCUUGUUGCUAACAUACCUGUAGAAACCUUUCUUGUUACCCUUCAUAUCCCUUGCUAGCUGCAACUCCAGUUGAGUUUUGGCCUUCCUGAUUACACCCCUGCAUGCUCGAGCAAUAUCUUUAUGCUCCUCCCUACUCAUCUGUCCAAGUUUCCACUUCUUGUAAGCUUCCUUUUUGUGUUUAAGCUCACUGAAGAUUUCACUGUUAAGCCAAACUGGUUGCCUGCUCAACCAUCUCAUGGUCACUGCUGCCCAGGUUGCUUCGCACUUCUACUUCCCCUACCAAUUCUUCCCUGUUUGUAAGCAGCAGGUCAAGAGGAGAACGGCCUCUGGUUGGUUCCUCCAGUAGUUGUACCAGGAACUUAUCCCCAACAUUCUUCAAAAAUUUCCUGGAUUGUCUGUGCACUGCUGUAUUGCUCUCCCAGGAGAUGUCAGAGUGAUUGAAGUCCCACAUUAGAACUAGGGCCUGUGUUCUGGAAACUUCUGUUAGUUGUCCGAAGAAAGCCUUGUCUACCGCCUCCUCCUGGUCUGGUGGUCUAUAGAAGAUGCCCACCACGACAUCACCCUUGUUGCUCUCGCCUCUAAACUUAACCCAAAGACUCUCAAAAGAGUUUUCUGUAGUUUCAUCCUGGAGCUCUGAACAAUCAUACUGCUCUCUUACAUACAGUGAAACUGCUCCAUCUUUCCUCCCCUGCCUGUCCUUCCUGAAUAGUUUAUACCCAUCCAUGACAGUGCUCCAGACAUGUGAACUACCCCACCAAGUCUGUUAUUCAGGUCACAUCAUAGUUACUUGACUGUGCCAAGACUUCCAAUUCUUCUUGCUUGUUUCCCAGGCUUCUUGCGUUCGUGUACAUGCACCUAAGAUAACUAGCUGAUUGCCCUCCUUUCUCAGUAUGAAUCAGGAGGCUCCCCUUGUUGCACCCUCCUCCUUGUGUUUCCUCCCAAUAUCCCUUCUGCACUUACCUCUGGGCUUAGAUCACCAUCCCCCGUAGUACCAUAGUAUUCUGGGUUCAAACUUAGGAACAAAUCAUGUCCUGUGUGAGGAAAAAACAUGCCUAGAAGCCUGGAAAAAUCAGCAAGUCAAAAUUUAGGGAGUUUCUAUGGGAUAAUCAUGUAUGAAGUAGAAAGGGGACUUAGUGCUCUUCCCAUCACAUAGAUGUCCUGAUAUAUACAGGGAAAUCCCACAGAAUUCAAGAUAUGCAACUAGGAGUGGGGCUUUUGUUUGGAGACCUAGGCACUAACUCAACUCUUACACAUUUUUACCACGUGAGUAAUCCCAUCUCUACUCAGCAAAGCACGCACUUACCUGCUUUCCUGAACAGGAAUGGCAUUAUUCACAUGCUUGGGGCAAUGUGUUUUGCUGAAUUGAGGCUCCAGUGCUUUUGCACUGCUCCCUGGCCAUACAGCUUCCUCAGUAGCUGUACUUACCAGCAGCUCUUUCCUCUUUACAGGGUGUUUUAUAGUGCAGGAGGGAAACAGCAUAAUAUAAUUGUAACAGGGAAAUAAACUGAUAUUUUCUGAUAUUACAGCUGCCAGUGCCACUGUUAAUUAAAAGUUUCAGGUUGUUACACAUUGCCAAAUGCUGUCUUGGAAUACAUGAUCCACUGUAUAAUGAUAUCUUGAGGACUAAGAGUACUAAAGCUACUCCUUAAUCCUGACCGUAUAUGGAGCAUUACAAUGUACUUCUAACAAGCUAUUAGAAUAAAACUAAAGUUAAUUCCAGGACAAAGGUGACUACAUGAAAAAUCAAUUUAGGUCUGCUCCAAUCAAAGUCAGUGCAUGGCAUAAAUUCUGUUGACUUGGGUGAUUCAGGACCAGACCCUUGUUCAAAAUGUGUAAAAUAAAGAAGGAAAUUCAAUGCAGUACUUAAAUACCCAAACAUGUUUACACAUUUCCAUUGCUGUUAACUGGAAAUCUGGGUAAAUCAUUAGGGGCUACAAUUUUAAUGCUACUUGCAACAGAAAAUGCAGCCUGGUGUCAAAGUACUGGUAUCAAGAUGGGAAAGUCAGAACUUCAAUAAGGAGCACAGACAACAGAAUGAUCAUUCUAGAUCUAUUUUUAGCUAAGAAAUUUAAGCAUUUUGUGGAUGUAAAUACACCAAAACAACUUCAGAAAAAGGCAGGGACUCAAUCAUCCUAGGAGAUGAGCAUGAGCAACUUCCAUUGAUUUCAAUGGGAAUUGUGCAUGGACAUCUCCCAUGGAUGAUGGGACCUCAGAACUUGUCUUAAAAGAGCUGUAGGAAUCUCCUGUUGUUCCCUGUGUCUUUGGCUGCAACUCUCAUCUUCCUAUCUUGACAGACUGACAGUGUGGUUGCUUCCUGCUUCACUGUUUCAUAUUUAUAUUAUGUACAAGGUCCAAUACACUUUAACAAAGUAAUCAACAGGGGGUUUAAUGCUCUUAAUGCUCAUGAAAAAAAUCCCAUUAACCGUGUCUCUUAUUUUCUCCUUAACCUUGAUAGUGGGUCAAUUAUAUCUUACUAAUUAAUGGUUCUGAUUGUUCCUGAUGAUUUAUAAGCUAUCUCCUUUUAAUUGUGGUUCAUCAUAAUUGCCAGUCAUUUUGGCUAUAAAAUGUUUAUAUCCUAAAAUUGAUAUCACAUUGUAUCAUACAACAGUGAGGGUUAUCAGACUAAUACUUCCUGGGUGAAUGAUUAACAUUUGUUGAAUUCUAACUGAAGAACAAUAAUAAGGUGAUAUGCUUGAUAUUUUAAAUCAAAUGCAUUUUUUAAACUAAGCUUUAAGAUGCAUUUUCUAAUUUAAUGUCUGACUUUAAUGUCUUUUUAUACAUUUUGGUAGUUUAAAUCAACUAUGGGAAAAGUAGCCAUGCAAGCUAUGUAUGCUAUGGGCCAAGUCCAGUGGGCUGUGCACUGAACAUGUCAAUAGCAGAUGGAAUCUCCCCCCUAAACAUUGUUGUGUAGCUGGUUCACAGAGCCUGAAGAAGGCCCAUAUUCCCAGCUCUGGGGCGGGUGGGACCAAAGAAUUCUUUGGCCUUGCCCUGCUGCUCCCUCAGCUUAUGCCAACCCAUCCCGUGUAUUCUGCCAUGCAGGGACCCUCUGCAGGGUUUGGCUCUGCACUGUCUUGGGACUAUUCACCCAUUUUUAUGGCCUUCCAAAAUCCAGCCUCACCUUGUACAGCAGAUUUAUGCUGCUGGAGGCCUCUGUGGAUACUGGAUUUGUCCUAUAUAUGUGUGUCAAAGGUACUUCUAAGAUACUUGCCUAGAUCUCAUAACAAGUAUAAAGGAUAGAAAAGAUUAAAAGACUAGUUAUGAAUUUAAACAAUAACAAGGUUAUCUGUGAUAUCAAAAGAAAUUCCUGUUGUAUGCAAUAAAACAACACCCAUAUUGUUGAAUCACUCAUAAAAAAAGGUUAAGGGAAAUCCAUAUAUGGUAGUUAUUCUUGCAGUUGGUUUGUGAUACCAGAUUCUAUACACCAGGCAAUUUAUCCAUUUUGAUAAUAGAUGCGGGGCAUAUAUACUGUUCUAACUGACCUGUGUUAAAUGCAGCAUACAUGAUUUUAAUACAAUAUGCAUUAUUCGGUCAAUGGAAUUUUGUUUUUCCAUGUAUGUAUUUAUUAUCUCAAAGUAUGUAGAACAAUAAAGUGGAAUAUGCAUUUAAUCUUUAUCACCAUG
Molecule: messenger RNA, 13912 nt
Organism: Caretta caretta (loggerhead turtle)
Lineage: Eukaryota; Metazoa; Chordata; Testudines; Cheloniidae
Source: RefSeq, a predicted model, not a curated record